Messenger RNA from Theileria orientalis strain Shintoku, 3096 nucleotides. RefSeq names its product patatin-family phospholipase. The transcript is spliced from 8 exons. The coding region runs from base 1 to 3096 and encodes 1031 amino acids. The record is from RefSeq and is a predicted model, not a curated record. NCBI's taxonomy places the organism in Eukaryota, Apicomplexa, Aconoidasida, Piroplasmida, Theileriidae. Gene Ontology annotation, biological process: lipid metabolic process.
AUGAUAGAUAAAUCUUUUAUAUCCGUUGCUGAUCAUCAGUACGAUGAGCCACUCAGUUAUGAAUCGUCAAGGUCAUCCGAAUUUUACUCGGACGAACCUGACGAUGAGCACAGAAUAAAGCCGCUCCCGAAUUCGAUACAUGUGGAGAGGGAACGCCGAAAAAACGAACAAAUAGAGGACUAUAUGUCAGAUUCAAAGAAUUCAGAUGAUCAAUUCCUUGAAUGUGAAAGCGAUUUUGAGUCGCCAAACAGAUAUAAUAACCCCUUUGUAGAUUAUGAUACAUUAGUAGAUAUAUACAGAGAAAAAAAGAAUCUUGAAAGAAAUAGAAAUAGUAUAAACGGAAAGAAUGAUCCUAAGGGAAGUAAGUCAGAUUAUACGAAGGCGGAAGAAGAAAUAAGUUCGGAAUCACAAAGAUCUGGAACGACAAAAUCGUUUUUCCUGGGAAGUAAAUUCAGGAUAGGCAAUGUGCACAGAAAAUCUGAGUCGAACAGUAAAGAGGAUCAGAAAGUUAAAAGUCCAUCGAAGUCGAAGAGAGGUGAGAAGGAGGUCCCAGGAGUAGGAGAAGAAAAGGUGGACAGAAACAGUAGCUUUACCGAUCAAAUGUUGGACGUGGUGGCGUCAGAAAUGGGAUCUGACGUUAACUCGGAUAUAGAAUCGAGAAUUGUAGAUUACCACGAAUCGAAAAAAAACGUACCAAAGUACGAGUGCGAAGAAGGUGAAGAAGAAGGAAUGGGAUCACAGGCAGGUGAAAGUGAAGUGUACAGGCCUGAAGAUGAAGUGGAUCAGCUGUUUGAUAGAGUUAUCAACGGAGGAAAUGACCCUGAUUUUACGUUCAUGCCAGAGGCACUAGACCCCUACGUCAAAAUGUCAAAAAAACUUAUUAGUAGAAAGCGUAAAGGAAACCAAGAUGGAAACGGAAAAAAAGAUAUAGCAGAUACAGUUAUUAACACAGCAAUGACGAUACUGGGAACGAAGGAAAAUGAAAAUACGACAUUGAUCGGGGAGGAGGCAGAAGGAGCUUGCGUAGCAGAAGGAAAAUCCGUAUCAGAAGGAACGCAGGUGGAUCCGUCGUUGGUGGAGCCAACACUGGUGGAAACUAUACCACCAAGUGACACGGCUAUUGAAAAAAGGAUUAAAUUGGAAGAAGGUAGGGAAAUUAUGGAUAGCGCACACACUACGCCGAAGAUCGAUAAAUGUGGGAAGACGAAGGAAUUUGAGGAGCAGUUCGCGAAGACAGACUCAGACGUCGAGAAGGAGCGAGAGAGAGCAAGAAUGCUCUUCGAGGCGACGAAGUACGACGAGACGCUAUAUCGCAGAAACACGGAGGAGCUAUCAACAGGGCUCAAGGUGCUGAAGCUGCGAGAAGAUAAGAAGUCGAAGAAGUCGAAGCACCGCAAGAGCGAUACGAGAGCGGAAACGGAGACUGAAGACGAAAGACCGAAGAAGGACAAGAAGGGGGAGGAAAAGGGAAGUAAGUCCACCACUUUGAAAAGCGAUAAGACAGAGGAGAAGUCGGAGAAGGGAGAAAAGGGAGACAAGUCCGACAAGAGCUCGAAGGAGAGGAAGUCGGACAAGAGUAAAAAGUCGUCCUGGAAGUCAAACGACUACGACAUUAUAUUCAGCUCCCUGGGCGACAGUUUCUCCUCAGGUCUUAUCGAGGUCGACAGCAAGCCGAUACUGUUGUCCAGAAAGGGCUUCUACACGAUUUUCAUGAGGAACUCGAAGUACCCCUACGACUCCACAAUCGACUUCUACCUCUUCAGAGUGGGAGUGAAGUACAUGCUGGUGAACGAGGCCUCGAGCCAGAGCUUUAACAUCGACGACGUCGUCGACUACGGAAACUUCAGAAUUAAGCUCUCAGGCAACAUUAACCUGAGUCCGAACGUGACGAAGAUGGCGCUAAUUUACUCGAAUUCGGAGAGGCAGACGCUGGAGUUCUCGCUGACUCCGUCGGCAUUCGCACUAAUCGAUUUUUCAGACUCUAAGCCGAAGAUAAUGUAUAAGAUGUUUUACAGUGGACCUCUCCAGUCGAUACCAAUGCCUCUCAAGUUUAGAAGAAGUUUGUUUUUAGCCACCACCUUGUUACGUAACGUCCUCUUCGAUUGUAUCUUGCUGAGAGUAUUGUCACUUGACAACAGUGAAAACCUGGGCACAUCGGUGAUAGGAGCACUCUACCUGUUGGAGAAGAAGCUGAGCGAGAUGAAGAAGAAAAAAGUUAACCUGACAGACUACUUCGACUACAUCUGCGGAACGGGAGCAGGAGCGCUUAUAGCUCUCUGUAUGCUCAAGGGAUACUCGAUGAAGGACCUGAGGUCGCAGUGGAACAUCGUGGUCUCGAGUCUGUUCAAGUGGACGUACUCGCUCCCCUCGGGAAUCAUAUUCGACUACUACUACAUAGAGGAGUUCAAGAAAAACUUCAUCAACAUACUGGGAACGGACUUUUUGUGCUCAAAGCCGUGGCCGCACUGCAUGGUGACCUGCACGAAUGUAAGGUCAAACCCGUACGACCUCUUCCUCUUCAGAAACUACGGAGACUCCAAAUUCGGAUCAAUUUACGGCAGUUCCUACGCUCCAAUGUGGUUGGUAGGCUGGGCAUCAUGCGCUCUGCCGACAUACGUGAGGGGACCGAGCAAUUCAAACCUGAACUCCAUCGGCUACAACAUGAUCACUAAGACGCAGCUCGUCGACGGAUCACUGGUAUCCUCGAGUCCAAGCUUGAUAUCUCUCCAGGAGUUGACGAGCAUAUACAACAUUAACCUGAGAUCCCUAGUCAAGGACAACAUGGACCUGUUCCUGAGCAUUGGUACGAGCAAGUCGGAGAACGAAAACGCGUCAAUCAACUCGUCGACAUGGCAAAUACUCAUGAACUGCAAAAACCUCAUGUACAACACACAGCUGCAGCACCUGCACGUGAAGAACCUGUUCGACGAGUACGAAAACAAGUACCACAGAAUACAGCUGCCAAUAUACCCGGGCUGUAAGCACGGAAAGACGUCCAAGGAGGCAGUGGACGCAGUGCUGACGUCGACAAUACAGUUUAUAUCACGCCACGACAACCAGCGCAUAGAACAAAUCGUAAACAUACUGAAUCAGUAG